Molecule: messenger RNA, 1602 nt
Organism: Kwoniella botswanensis
Lineage: Eukaryota; Fungi; Basidiomycota; Tremellomycetes; Tremellales; Cryptococcaceae
Exons: 10
Coding region: 1-1602 (533 amino acids)
Molecular function (GO): coenzyme A diphosphatase activity
Source: RefSeq, a predicted model, not a curated record
AUGUCAGAUUUCCAUCCCACCCCUUCCGCCGACUUGCUAGCCCUUCUCCAAGACCUUCGUCUCUCCGUCCCUCGAGUCAUCCAAUCACCUCCUACGCAACCUAGACGAGCGAGUGUAGCGUUGAUCAUCAGGCUGAAACCCGCACCGGAACUCAUAUUCGAAGGACAUGAACCGGAUGGAUAUGUAGGUGGUGGUGAAUUGAUUAAAGAGAGUGAUUUUGGUCUGGGAUAUACUUUAGACGAUUUCUUUAGACUUCCAUGGGUGAACCACCCCAACACCAUCCCCGAAAUCCUAUUCAUACGCCGAGCACCUCAUCAUUCACCUUCAUCCUCCUCCUCGUCCUCUGCUUCUUCUUCAGGCAGCUCGAACAGCUCUCAUAGUAGAUGGUCAAGUCAUAUAGCCUUCCCAGGCGGGAGACACGAGCCAGACGAUCAAUCUGCUUAUUUCACGGCUUUGAGGGAAACAUGGGAAGAGAUCGGUGUGGAUCUAGCUGAGAAGGAGUUCCUGCAUGUGGGGAGGUUGGAUGAGAGGGAGGUGACGACGAGUUUGGGGAAGAGGUUGUUGAUGAUUCUGAGUCCCUUUGUAUUCUUACAAACUUCACCUUUCAGUCCUACUCCAGAACUCCAAGCGACCGAAGUUUCAUCCAUUCACUGGAUACCCCUCUCAUCGUUAUCCCCACCAUUUGAAGCUGACCAAUGGUCACACGUCGAGAUUGAUAUUGGAAGUCGUCUGAGUCCUAGAAAUAGAUUUGUGAGGUGGUGUCUGAGGAACCUGAUAGGAAAGAUGCAAUUUGGAUGUGUAUUAUUACCUGAUGAGCCAGAAACGGUCGCAGAGGGAUUUAACCCAUUGGACGAAUUUGAUGAUAUCCCUGAAGGAUCUGGAAGUUGGUUCAACGACGGUAAACGCCAUUUGCGAUUAUGGGGAUUGACAUUAGGAAUGACCCUUGAUUUGAUUGCGCAUUAUCCAUCUUCUACACCUGCACAUCUAGUGUUACCACCUUCCAAACCUUCUUCGCCCACUAAAUCCGAGUUCGACCAUGAUGAGCGUGAUCGCCAGAUUGACUUCAUACCUGAUCCGAAGACACCCGUGACUGUACAAAGUAGUUUCGAAGAUCAGUGGGAAGCUGCUAGAUUAGCUUUGGAAGAAUCCAAGAAGAAUGGCACACCAAUGGCCAACGGUCAUGGAGUUGGAGCCGGUAUGAGCGUGAAAGGUGAAUUAGGGCUUAAGGUGGAUGUGGAUGUGUUGGAGGGUGGGAAGAGGAAGGAGAAGAGUAAGAACAAGAGGAGAAGAGGUGUUGGGCCUGGAAUGACUGCGGUCUUCCCGAGAUUCUCAUAUCCCGAUGUCAAUUUUUGGAUCUGGGUAUUCGGUCGAAGGUAUAGACAAGUAAUUCAAGGAUGGGAAAACUCCGUUCGAGGACCUGAUAGAGCAGCUGAUAGAAGGGUAAAUUGGUCAGGUCAAGCUUUAGCCACGUUCUAUUCGGCAGUCAGACAGGCAUUGGUAGUUACGAUCAUCAUGAGAGCUUUGUUAUCAGGAGUUGGAAUUGCAGGUUUGAGUUGGUUGUUUAUUAGAGGCUUAUCCGGAGGGCAUGGGACAGAACUGUAA